GCUCUUUGCAGGCGAGUGCCACACGUGACUGACUUGAUAGUCGGAACACCUCAGAAUACAGACCAAGGAAAGUGGGAGGACUGCGAGGACGACCUCCUGGAGCACAGCAUCAGCACCCGGAGGAAAGCAUCAUUUCUGGGAUUGCUUCUUUCCUGCAAUCCAGCUGAGAUCCAUUGCCCCCUCCAGCGGUUUUGUGUUAGGAAUUGUGCGCGGUGUUUUGAAUGCCUCGAACAGCUGCAGCAGUGUUCGCGGUGCUGAUCGCCUGCCUCUGGUGCUCACCCGCUCUGUGUGCUGUAGGAAGAACCCGCCAGCAGCUCAAUUACCGACCAAUUAUCGGUGUGUUGGCACAGGAAAACCUUCCAUGGGACCAGUUUGCUCGUGGAUCUUCUUACAUAGCUGCCUCCUAUGUCAAAUACCUAGAGGCUGCUGGGGCCAGGGUUGUACCUAUUCGAAUCAAUCGCACAGAAGAAGAGUACGCCAAGAUAUUUAACUCAAUAAAUGGGUUGUUGUUGCCAGGUGGAGAUGUAGAUCUUCAGACGUCACAGUUCAGUCGAGCUGCCAAGAUCUUUUACAACUUGGCUCUGAAGGCCAAUGAUGCUGGAGACUACUUUCCUAUUUGGGGAACCUGCCAGGGCUUCCAGCAGCUCACUGUCCUGACUGCCAACAAAAACCUCCUCACGCUUACUGAUACCAAGGCUGUGGCUCUACCUCUGACACUCACAUCAGUGGCCCCAUCUAGCCGAUUAUUCCGGAAUUUUCCCAAAGAUUUGCUGCGGUCUUUGGCUAAUGAAAACAUCACUGCAAACUUCCACAGUUGGAGUCUCUCCAUGCAGAAUUACAGUCGAAAUGCCAAACUCAGGAGGUUUUACAAGAUCCUGUCCACUAACAGUGAUGGAAAGAAAGAAUUCAUCUCUACCAUGGAAGCCAACCAUUACCCAUUUUAUGCUGUGCAAUGGCAUCCAGAGAAAAGUCCUUUUGAGUGGGUCGAUAAGCCAGGAAUGGUUCAUUCUGUCUCUGCUGUAAGGGCCAGCUUCUACACUGCCAGCUUCUUUGUUUCUGAAGCUAUGAAAAACUACCAUCAUUACCCCAGUCCUGAUGAGGAGGACAAAGCUCUCAUUUACAACUUUUCUCCCGUUUACAGAGGCUUUGAUGCUGUCUUUGUGCAGAAUUAUUACUUUGAUUGAUGACCAGUGCUGAAGAUGACCCAUACCUGGUCACAGCCUAGUCCAAGUUUGUCAAAUCUUGGUUCAUUUUCUGGUUUAAACUUGAUAGAGUUUCAACGUACAGUGGCCUAAGAAAUCAAGUCCCAGAUAAAACGCAGAUUAAAAUGUAGUGAUAAAUGUUAGCAGAAAAUAUGUCAGAAUGCAAAUAAAGUCCCAAAUAAUUAAUUUAAUAUGGAAAAUUGCUAAGAGAAAACAGAAAAACAGAAAAAUAAAAAGGAAAGGCUCAAUAAGUGUAUUUUUUUUUUUCUUCUCCUGCAGUAUUUUCAAGACAUGUUGUUAGCACUGGUUUUAAUCCAAAUAAACCUUGCAGUUUUUUGGCGGAGGGAUGAGUUACUAGUCGGAUCAUUUUUACUCCAGAAUGUGUUUAAACCACCCAUAGGAUCCUUAACGUAUACCGUUAACCUUUUUUUUUUGUUUGAUUUUCAUUUAUUUACUACUUUUACCUUAUUUUUUGACAGCAUUGCUUGGGGGUUAGGGUAUAUUAAAAUUACUUCUGCAGUUUAAGAGACCAUUUUUGGUAUAUAGGUAAUUGUCUUAUCUGAAUCAUUUGCAUAAACCAAGUCUGGGACCAUAAAUUCCUAACGUCCAAUGUAUUUUUCUUUCUUUCCAAUGUAUUUCUUUGAGCUUAAAGCACUUAAAAACGAGUAGAUACCUUAACAGAGCAAGUGAUGCAAAUUUCUUUACUCAAGAGAUUUUGGACCAACUUUAAGUAUAUAUUUUAUAACCAAAGACUAAAGAGAUGAAAUGGGCAUGAUCAAUAAACACUGACUCACCAAUU
Molecule: messenger RNA, 2001 nt
Organism: Oreochromis niloticus (Nile tilapia)
Lineage: Eukaryota; Metazoa; Chordata; Actinopteri; Cichliformes; Cichlidae
Product: zgc:171566
Exons: 10
Coding region: 222-1184 (320 amino acids)
Biological process (GO): tetrahydrofolylpolyglutamate metabolic process
Cellular component (GO): vacuole
Molecular function (GO): gamma-glutamyl-peptidase activity
Source: RefSeq, a predicted model, not a curated record